AUCUGUCUUCGUUCCCCUCACCUACUUCGCUUCUCAGCCCUCUUGGUGAAGCCCGCUUUUGGGAAUUUCCAUUAGUCGUCUUCCUCACACGCAUUGACACCAUCGUCCCUUCAAUGCCAAUCAUCUUAUAAGGCGCAUUUGACAGAAGAAUUACCUGUCUCUUGCCUCGUUAACCCCAAUGGCGGGGCCAAUCCAGCUGGGGGAUGUCAUCAACUUCAGCAAGCUCGCGUGGGACGUGUACAAGUUUGGUUGGGAUAAUGACUUCAACGCCACCCGGCAAUACGCAGAGUUCGGUCGCGAUGUCAGGGGAUUGGCUGAGAACCUCGAUAUCCUCAGCCGCGUAGUAGACAAGGCCGGCCAGUCACUCCACCAAGAAAGGGCGUUCCAGCUUGAGCCAUUACGCUGGGACCGUUCGUCCCUCGAUGAGAUCAUAGGCGACUACCAUGAGACUCUCACAGAAUGCUGUACCCUGAUAGAGAACAAUCAUCGCUACCGCCUCAGCAGCGGCCCGCUGAGGAAUAUCGAGUGGAAUGUUCUCGUGGCGCCGGCGGCAGAUCGUCUACGAGCGCGCAUAGCCUUACAUAAUUCCAAGGUUCUUCACGUUCUGAAGCCGUUUGAGAUCGACCUUCUUUGUCGGAUCCAUGAAGAUCUCGCCGAACGUAUGAGUGCUAUGCACCUUGACUUACGUCGCUUUAUGGGGGUUCUCGUGCCUGAUAUGGAGCAGGCCCUGGCCCAGCAGGCUCACCGGGAAUCUUUUCAGUUUGAAGUGCCGCCAAGUGUCGAGGAUGGAUUUCAGCGAGCAUGGACGGCUGACAGACCGGAUGACGCUCUCGAACCAAGUCUCCAGGCGAUGGCGGAUGCUUUCGUUCUUCAUUACCACAAAUCAACCAUCGGGUUUACUGCCGGUAUCCUGGUGGAAAAUAGGGUUCCCGAGCUGGGGCAAUAUAUCAAUCUUUUGAAGUGUGUCUGGCUGAUGAGACGGAUCCGUGGUUCGACCGAAGUCGCUCAGCCGGGUCCGACCUUAUCCCAUUGGCCCUCGUACAUCCAGGAGCUAGAAGAUGGUCUUGCGUCGCAAUGCGAUCGAUUCAGGCAAGAGCUCAUGCCACCAAGUCUAGCAGGUUCAACACCUGAGAUGUUCGAAAUAUGGCCCGAGAAAGAGCUUGCGCAGCUCGUGGACGUGGUGACCAGGGAUGCUCUCAUGGAAGAGGUCAUGGAUGUACCGUUACAGUGCGCCACUGCUAAUGUUGAGAGGAAGCUUCAGCUGCUUCGACGAAUGGGUGCCGAUGACAAACGCUUCAGGAUAAACAUCUCAGGCGUCGAGCUAGGGGGGACGAGUAGGAAUGCACGUCGUCAAGCUGAGACCAUUGAUUUCGACAUCACGACUGUCAUACUAAACCCCCUUUAUGCUGUGCCAUCCAACUCUGGCGGCGCAUGGGACAUGAUAUUGCGCAAGGAUGAACGGAUUGCCAAGCUGGCAUUUACGCAGUUGAAAGAUGCUGCCAAGUUCCAACAAGCUGUGACUGGUUUCAAGGCGUUUGAUAGUUAUUGCCAAUAUAAGGCUAUGGUUAGCUUCGUCGUGUCUGGGAGAGGAGAUCCGAUCGUCGAGGGAGCGUGUAUACAGUUGUGGGUUCCAAAGCAACUCGAUGGACAACUCGUUACGAACAACGAGGCGACGCUCGAGCAAACCACAUCACCAUCCCAGUCUGGGGUAUUUUCGCCAUCUAGCACAGCAUCGAGACAGAGUACUCUCCGCAGCGUAUGGAGCACCGCAAAUCCAGUCACCACUAGCCCUACCGAGACUGUGUCAACGUGGAUUAAUAGCGGUCCACCGGCUGUAGGCGCAUCACGGAGUCGUUCGGUGCCAUCACCGCCGACAAUCACCGGCCCGCUUGGAGCUCGGUCUCCCAUGAUGAUACCGAGACGGCCAGUGGGGUCGGGCAGCACGCAGACAACGGCAGCGUCACCACCCAGUGCUAACCGGCAGGCAAUGUUGUCAACAUCGCCUGCAAGCCCUCGAUCUUCAUCUCUGCUCCCGGGAUCAUGGCAGUCAAGGGCACCAUCCGUAUCAACGGUCAACAGCCGACCUGAUCGGACCUUUAGCGUCUCAAGCAAUUACUCGACUACGACAUCACCCUCAAACAACAGUUCAAGUGGAAGCGACGCGCACACCGUGACCGUAACCAUAGGCGGGCACACGACUGGCACUGUCCAUAGGCGCCCUCCCAAGCCAAUGCUGGUGCUGUUCACGCAGAACAUGCAGACAGGAAAGCGAGCAUUGGUGACUAUCGACAUUGACGAAGACACCGAUGUCAACCCAGACCGGUGCAACUGCCGCCGAUCAGGAAGAGACGGAUCGUCAUGUCAGAUUGCUGCCAUUGAGCAGGAUCGGGGCAACGCCGAGCUAUCGGUGCGAAGAUAUGAAAGCCGAGACGACGACAUGGACUGGAAUCUGGCCAAGUUGGCACUGGGACGGCGAGGGGAGAAGGAGUACGCUGCUGCUGUCUGGAAGGACGUCCGGCGCAUCAGCAUCAUGUUCCCGAGUUCCCAAGACAGGGCAAAGUUCGGAGGCACGCCGAAUGUAUGCCAGUGCAGUACGAUAACAGAAGCCGAACUGAGCAAGUGUCUCAAGAAUAAACACAAGGGGUUGCUUGGACUGGUCCGGGAAUCUGGACGGCAGCAGCUGAACGAAUAUCAUCGGGUACGAUUCGGGUCGCAACAGGACGUGGUCCGUGGGAUGAGAGACGACUAUCGAUGACAACUUCUCGAAGACGUUUCGAUCAAAGGGUAAUGUGAUUGAGUUGUACAUAAGCGAGCGAGUCGAGGAGGCGCCAAAGUUGGGUAUCCUGGCAUCUUGGGAUCGCGAUUUCGUUCCUUUUGGUGUUACGGCGUCGAUGACAAUGAUGAAGCAAGCGAUGCGCCUGUAUGUAUCUGGUCGAACGAGUAAGAUGGGAGGGAUCUAGAAGAGAAUAUUCGCCAAGUCCUAGAGAAAAAGUUGGAGAAAGAGACACCUCGUGGUGCCGUAUCUUGAGGAGAGGAUCAGGUAGGAAGCUUUGCUUCAGCCUUUGUGAGCCGGGACCAUCUCUUUCUUUCGUCAACAACUAGUAAUAGAUAGCUUCGCGCGCAUAUGAAUGAGUGGCAUAUCCAGUCAGAUGUCGCAAUUAGUUCGAUAGCUCAUUAUCCCCUCGACUUACUUGAUCGAAUCGAAACAAAUUAAGUUUUUCGUUAUCGAAAA
Messenger RNA from Colletotrichum phormii, 3232 nucleotides. RefSeq lists its product as uncharacterized. NCBI's taxonomy places the organism in Eukaryota, Fungi, Ascomycota, Sordariomycetes, Glomerellales, Glomerellaceae. The transcript is spliced from 7 exons. The coding region runs from base 179 to 2755 and encodes 858 amino acids. The record is from RefSeq and is a predicted model, not a curated record.